Nestor notabilis (Kea) is the source of this 1265-nucleotide messenger RNA. It is a transcript of the gene GC, whose product is annotated as group-specific component (vitamin D binding protein). The annotation marks the transcript as partial. Gene Ontology annotation, biological process: vitamin transport. Gene Ontology annotation, molecular function: vitamin D binding; vitamin transmembrane transporter activity. NCBI's taxonomy places the organism in Eukaryota, Metazoa, Chordata, Aves, Psittaciformes, Psittacidae. The transcript is spliced from 10 exons. The record is from RefSeq and is a predicted model, not a curated record. Gene Ontology annotation, cellular component: blood microparticle; cytoplasm.
AUGAGGGCAGCUCUUGCCCUGCUGCUGCUGGUAGCCGCCGUGCACGCCGAGCACCGAGGUAAAGCUUAUGUCCGGGACAAAGUCUGCCAGGAGUUUAAGACCCUGGGGAAGGAGAACUUCCGAACCCUGACCAUUAUUGCCAACAGCAGGAAAUAUUCCAAUGCCACCUUCGAGGAGAUCAACCACCUUGUCCAUGAAAUCGUCUCCCUCGCUGAGACCUGCUGUGCUGACAGUGCUGACCCCUCCUGCUAUGAUGCUGGGUCCUCAGCUCUCUCAGCCAAGUCCUGCAGCAAGGACUCACCAUUCCCGGCUCACCCCGGCACCGCUGGCUGCUGUGCCCACGAGGGACUGGAGCAGAAGCUGUGCCUGGCUGCACUGCGGCACCCGCCCCAGGAGCUGCCCCACUACCUCCAGCCCUCCAACGAAGAGAUCUGCCAGGCCUUCAAGAAGGACCCCAAGGACUUUGCGGACAGGUUUCUGUAUGAGUAUGCCAGCACCUACAGUGAGGCACCCCUGCCCGUGCUCCUGGGCUCCACCAGGACCUUUCUCUCCAUGGUCUCCACAUGCUGCAUCUCCCCCAUGCCCACCGCCUGCUUCCUGAAGGAGAAACUGGAAAGGAAAUCCCUCUCCCUCCUCACCCUGAUGUCGAACCGGGCUUGCUCCCGCUUCGUGGCGUAUGGAAAGGACAAGCUCGCCUUCAGCUACCUCACCUCGCUUGCUCAGAAGAUGCCCAGUGCUUCCUUUGAGGACCUUUUCCCCCUGUCAGAAGAUGCGGCUGAGGUGUUUUCCCAGUGCUGUGGCUCAGUGGCUGAGGACUGCAUGCAGAAGAAGUUAUCGGAGCACACAGCCAAAGUCUGCGCCGUGCUGUCGGCCCGAGAUGAAAGGUUUGCCGACUGCUGCAAGGGCAAAAACCUGAUGCAGAACUACUUCUGCAUCUCGGCCUUGCCACCAGCGCUUGCCUCCAAACUGCCUGAAGCACAGAAGCCAACGAAUGAGCAACUCUGUGGCGAGGAUGCGGCUCGCUACGCCAAGAGGUACCUGUUUGAGCUGGCACGGAGACACACCAACAUCCCUGACGUCUUCCUCAGCCAGCUAUAUGCUGCCUCUGAAAAAGUCCGGGAGGAGUGCUGCUCUGCCAAGGAUGCUUCUGCCUGCCUGGACAGCAAGCGCCAGCAGAUGGGACAAGAGCUGCCCCCCUUCCUGGAAAAGGCCGACAGGCUCUGCAGGCAGUACACUGAGUUAAACUUCCUCGACUUCAAGAAGAG